Molecule: messenger RNA, 2030 nt
Organism: Beta vulgaris subsp. vulgaris (sugar beet)
Lineage: Eukaryota; Viridiplantae; Streptophyta; Magnoliopsida; Caryophyllales; Amaranthaceae
Exons: 7
Coding region: 322-1788 (488 amino acids)
Biological process (GO): regulation of salicylic acid biosynthetic process
Cellular component (GO): nucleus
Molecular function (GO): DNA-binding transcription factor activity; calmodulin binding; sequence-specific DNA binding
Source: RefSeq, a predicted model, not a curated record
UUCAAGCCGAGUUCUUUUUCGUGGAAUUUUAUUUUUGGAAGAAUGGUAGUAGAGUUGGUCAUGGUGAUCAACUUAUCACCAUCAUACUUGUAUUAUAUUAUUAAUAAUGUACUAAUUACUUGACUUUAACUAAGUUUCAGGCAACUUCAUGCAAAGCUUCUACGCGGUUGCUUAUCACUUUAACCGUCUUAUAAUGUUUCUCUCUCUUCAUUUUCUUCUAUAAAUAGUCAUCUGUUAGCGGUUUUGAGUUUACUCUACUAUUCGAAUCAUUUGGCAUCACUCUCUUAAAUUUCAGUGUUUGAAUAAUACUAAUUCAUUUGGAUGGUUUUUAAGAGGAAUAAUUCUGGUGAAAAAGAGAAUAAUGAUAAUCAACAACCUCCUUCAUCUCAACAAAGAAAUCAGAGGCUUAAGUACACCAGGUGUGUGUCCAAAGAUAGGAUAUGUCGUCUGCAAUCAUGUUCUACCCAAUUGGAGACUUUAAUCCGAAAAGUGGUCAGAGAGGAAGUAGAGCAGGUAAUACAACAAUCUCACCACUCCAUCUCAAGGUCAUUAUCAAUUGACGCAAAGCCAUGUGAAUUAAGAAAGUUUAAGUUACAAUUUGAGGGCAAGUUACCUCAAAAACUUUUUACUGGGAAUAAGAUAGAAGCAGAAGGUUCUGCAGCUAUCAAAUUGUUCUUGCUUGAUGCGGUUACUGGGCAUCGAGUGACUGAUGGUCCUUUGUCAUCAACAAAAGUCAAAAUUGUUGCUCUUCAUGGCCAUUUCAGGGCAGAGGAACUAGACAUUUGGACGAAAAAGGAGUUCAGUAAGAAUAUUGUGUCGGAGAGGGAUGGUAAAAGGCCACUGUUGGUUGGACAGAAUGUAGUAAUUUUUCUGGAGAAUGGAGUUGGUUGUGUUGGUGAUGUUUGUUUUACAGACAACUCUAGCUGGGAAAGAAGCAAGAUGUUUAGGUUGGGGGCUAAAGUUGAAGCUAAAGAAGAUCAUGUUAUGGAAGCGGUAAGUACUCCAUUUGAAGUCAAAGAUCGACGUGGAGAGAAUUACCAGAAGCAUAAUAUUCCAUCUCUGGAAGAUGAAGUUUGGCGUUUAUGCUGGAUAGCAAAAGAUGGUAAGAUCUGUGAAAGAUUGGCAGAGCACCAGAUUUACAAAGUGAAAGAUUUCCUGACAGUGUAUUAUCUCAACGAGUCCGUGCUCCGCCAAAUUCUUAAGGUCUCACCAAAAAAGUGGGAGGCAAUCAUUCAACAGGCUACUUCAUGCUUUUCAGGCAAUACUAGCCGAAUUCUAUGUCACUCAGUAUCGAGUCCGAAUGACAUGCCUGAUUGUAUUAAUCCAGGCUUGAAUCAGCAGCAAUUUUGCUUGCCUACAACUUCCAAUGGUACAAUAGCUGAUCAACAAGAUUUUAUAAUGUCACAUCCCCUUAAGGAGGAGCAAACCUGUCAGGUGGAUCAAUGCCUGACUCUGAACAAUCCCAUACUCACAGACUUUUUACCUGGAUCAUAUAGUGAUGAUGCCAACCUUUCUUCUUGGAAUGAGUCUAUCCUACCAUCUUUCGUCAACUUUGACGCCUCAAAUUGGUGCCCUAUUGCUCAGUCAGAAGGCAAUGACUAUUGUACUAGUCUGAGUUAUGACUCUGACACAGGAAUGCUAUCCUCCAUCCCUACUUUGGGUGUUAAUGCUUCAGCGAUGGCGAAGCCUAAAGACAGUUGGGGAAAAGUUCGAGCUUUGCGGAAGAUAUUAGUCAAGCAUAAUGAAGCUGCCAUAAGAAAGGGAAAAUUUCCAUGUUACUGUCAGUAAGCUGCUUGCCCUUGAAUAUUUGUAGGGCAAGGGGUGUGAAGAAGGAUAACUUGAAAUUUUACUGCUGUUCUAGUUUCAGGUCUUUAGGGUUAUGUUGAUCUUCUAUUAAGUUAUUUUCUCUAGCUUUUGAUUGUGGUUUUCUCAUACUCUUGUGUCUGUUUAUGGGAAGCUUAACUUUUCCCAUUUCAUAUUGGUGUGCUUUUGAUCUUGAAUCUUCAAUACAACUGUUUAUUUUUCUGUCA